UAUCACUUUGUGAAUGAGAGUAAGACCUGGACUGAAGCUCAGAGAUACUGCAGACAGAAUUACACUGAUCUGGCCACCAUUGAUAACAUGGAGGAAAUGAACAGACUGAUUAACACAGUUAAUGGGACUUACAAUGAUUCAGCCUGGAUUGGAGAGUAUGAUGAUGUGAACAGCUGGAGAUGGUCACUGGAAGACAAUGAUUUCUAUCAGGAAGGAGAGAGAGAUUUCAGGAACUGGUAUCAUGAACCGGACAACAGUGGGGGGAACCAGCUGUGUGUUUACAUGGAUUAUAAUGGUAACUGGUAUGAUAUGUCAUGUGACAACAUACUGCCAUUUGUUUGCUAUGAUGGUAGAGAGACCGCCACAGAGAGUUACAUCAUAAUCUAUAACUGGGAAACCUGGGCAGAGGCUCGUAGAUACUGCAGAGAUCAUUACACAGAUCUCGCCAAUGUGAGAAAUCAGACUGAGAACCAGAGGAUCCUUGAGACAGCAGGUAGAGGAGUCUGGAUAGGACUGUACAGAAACAGGAUUUGGUCAAACAGUCAGAAUACCAAUUAUCAAAACUGGAGGCCGCAAAUUCCUGGGUUACCGGCGCAACCAGAUAAUGUUAACUACGUUGAUGCAUAUGGAUAUCAGCACUGCACUGCAGUGUCAUUCAGAUAUUCAGGCCGAUGGACAGAUGAGAUCUGUGUAUCCAGCAUGCCUUUCUUCUGCUACAGCAGAACCUUCAAAGAUCCUAAAUUGUUAGGGUUAGUGUUCACUGGAAGACAAUGA
Messenger RNA from Sinocyclocheilus grahami, 774 nucleotides. Its product is annotated as C-type mannose receptor 2-like. The annotation marks the transcript as partial. Lineage: Eukaryota; Metazoa; Chordata; Actinopteri; Cypriniformes; Cyprinidae. The transcript is spliced from 4 exons. The record is from RefSeq and is a predicted model, not a curated record.